Molecule: messenger RNA, 2082 nt
Organism: Brenthis ino (lesser marbled fritillary)
Lineage: Eukaryota; Metazoa; Arthropoda; Insecta; Lepidoptera; Nymphalidae
Source: the annotation of a GenBank genome assembly
AUGUGGGAGGAAAGCGGCAGUGGCAGCAACAGUGACAAAGAAUUCGUAGAUUCGAAACACUACGAUGCAGUAUUUAACGAUUUAAUGCAAGAGUGCAAGCACAGCGCCCCCGGCGCGCGCCUGUCUGCUCGCCUCCGCGCGGAGCUGGAGAGGAUGCGUCCGGAGGAGCGGCGCGCGGUGUGCAGCCGCACGCGCGACGGCUGCGCGCCGCUGUUCGUGGCGUGCCGGCGCGGCAACGCCGAGCUGGUGGAGUACCUCGUGCACGUGUGCGCCGCGCGCCUCGAGCAGCGCGGCGUGUACGAGGUGCCGCACGACCGCUCCGCGCACCGCGUCACGCCGCUGUGGUGCGCCGCCGUGGCUGGCCGCCUGUCCGUGCUGCGCGCGCUGGCCGACGCCGGCGCCGACCUGGACGCCGGCUCCGACAGCGGCUCCACGCCCGUGCGCUCCGCCUGCUUUAUGACGCACCUCGACGUGGUGCGCUUCCUGGUCGAGCGCGGCGCCGACCUGCACCGCGCCAACCACAACGGCGGCACCUGCCUCAUCAACUCCGUGCAGUCCGCGCCGCUCUGCGCCUACCUGCUGCAGCGCGGCGCGCGCGUCGACGCGCAGGACAUGCAGCUCAAGACGGCGCUGCACUACGCCGUGCAGGAGCACCGCCUGGAGACCGCGCGCCUGCUGCUGGAGCGCGGCGCCUCCCCGCACCUGCGCUCGCGCGCCGGCGACGACGCGCUGCGCACCGCCUGCCUCAAGGGCGCCGCGCAGCUGGUGGCGCUGCUGCUGGCGCGCGUGCGCUACCCGCCCGCGCGCGUGGCCGACGCCUACGAGCUGCUGGGCGCCACGCAGCUGGACGAGUUCAACGACGUGGCCGCCGCGCUGGCCUCCUGGCGGCGCGCCACCGCGCUGCGCCACGCGCACCGCGGCGGCUACCUCGAGAAGGGCUACGAGGAGGGCGACGACGACGAGGAGCCGCUCGACGACGAGGAGGCCGCGGAGCUCGCCUUCUGGGAGAACGAGGAGGACCGCGCCAGCCUGCGCGGCGAGGCGGCAGUGGCGCGGCUGGCGCGCGCGGCGCUGGGCGGCGCGCGCGAGUGGCGCACGGUCGACGAGCUGGAGGCGCUGGCCGCGGACAUGGACGCGCUGCGCACGCAGGCGCUGCUGGUGGCGGCGCGCGUGCUGGGCGUGGCGCACAGGGACACCGUGUUCCGGCUCAUGUACCGCGGCGCGGCGUACGCGGACGCUUUCCGCUACCAGCGCUGCAUCGAGCUGUGGACGUGCGCGCUGCGCAUCCGCCUGCGCCGCGAGUCGCUGCUGCACGCCGACACGUGCCACACGGCGGGCGCGCUCACGCGGCUGCUGCUGGACGCGCGCGCUGGGCGGCUGGAGGGCGCGGGCGGGCGCGGCCUGCCGCGGCACGGCGACGCGGCCCGCGCGCUGGCGCUGCUGGCGGCGCGGCUGCCGGCGGCGCGGCGCGCGCUGCGGGCGCGGCCCGUGCACCGCCGGCAGGCCGACAGCUUCGACCGCGCGCUGCGCUGCGUGGCGCACCUGCUGCACCUGCUGCUGAGCACGGCGCGCGGCGCGCAGCUGGCGGCGCUGGAGGCGCGUGUGCGCCGCCUGGUAGCCGCCGACGUGCGCAGCGCGCACACUGGCGACACGCUGCUGCACCUGAGCGUGUCGCGGCUGAACGUGGUGCGCUCCACGUUCUUCGGCGACGAGGCGGCGGGCCCGGCGGUGUUCCCGAGCGUGCCGGUGGCGGCGCUGCUGCUGCGCUGCGGCGCGUCGGCGCGCGUGCGCAACGAGGCGCGCUCCACGCCGCUGCACGUGGCCGCCAUCCCGUACAACUUCUCGACGGAGCUGGUGGAGACGCUGCUGGCGGGCGGCGCGCACCUCGACCAGCCCAACAAGUUCGGCGACUCGGCGGCCGAGCUGGUGGCGCUGAACCGCGGGUCGCGCGUGUGCCCGCUGCGGCACGUGUCGCUGGCGUGCCUGGCGGCGCGCGCGCUGCUGCAGGCGCCGGGCGCCGCCGCGCUGGCGCCGGGCGCGCUGCCCGCCACGCUGCGGGACUUCCUCGACCUGCACCGCGCC